Messenger RNA from Acanthaster planci (crown-of-thorns starfish), 17937 nucleotides. RefSeq names its product usherin (gene ush2a). The record is from RefSeq and is a predicted model, not a curated record. Lineage: Eukaryota; Metazoa; Echinodermata; Asteroidea; Valvatida; Acanthasteridae. Gene Ontology annotation, molecular function: protein binding.
GUGAAAUUCCAGAGUCGUCGGCAGUUCAUGGUAUCAGAUGUGGUGCUUGUCGUGCUUGACAAACGAUUAUUUUGAGUUGAAGAGAUUGAUGUUGAACAACAGACAAAAACAACGAAGCAGUGAAACAACGCGAGUGAACAAAAGGGCAACCGCAAGAGAAAUUUGACACCACCACUAGUGCUUCGCGACGAGGAUUAAGGGACGCCAUUGGUUGCAACGGACGCCGUGCGUGGUGGCUACGGUUACGAAAACAAAAUGGCGACUUCCAUAGGCACGGUUUAAUAAAGAUUCGAAAUCUACGAAAGUGAAAGUUUGUGUCGCACUUAAGGGACGCCUGUGAUACUGAUAGGUUUGCUAGCCAUGGCUGUAUAUGAGUGGAGGAAUAAGAGACCUCGAUUUGCACAAACUGGUGCUGUAAUUUUCUUAAUCGCGUUUUUGAGCCAUCUGAAUCCCGCCGUUUGUCAAGGACCGGGCGUCUUUCCGCAGUUGAUCAACGCCGCCGAGCGGAAGCCGAUCUCCACCGCGCCGCCCAUCGGCACCUGCGGGUUCAACCCGUCGACGGGUGAGCUGAUCACCACGGCGUUUUGCCGCAGCUCAACUCUAGCUUCUUCGGUGACGACGUGCAAUCAGGCUAUUUGCUCCCAGGGAUGUCCUAGCAGGACUAGUUCGCCAGCUCCCACCCCGAUUUUGUCACCUACUUCCCCUUGUAUCAGGCGAGAUUCCCUGGAUGUACGGCCCUUUUCAGCAGUUGGAGCCACAUCGCAUAUUUUUGAUGCUGGUUGUUUCAUUUCUCCUGGAGUUGUGCCAACUGUUGGGGGCAAUGGAAGAUUUACUGUUUCUCUUUGGUUGAAACCAGAUUCAUCUUUAAACUCAACACGGGAAGGCACUUUAUUGGAGAAGCGGUCCAGCCUAACAGGCAGAAUCAUAUAUACACUUCUGGUGUCUCGGACCAGUGUGAUUUUCGAGUACAGGACCAGUCCAAGCUCUGCAUAUCUGAUCAGUGCACAGACAAAUAUCUCUCCAGUGCAGUGGACACACCUGGCUGUUCAGGUAUAUGACAGGAAAGUCAGUUUUUUCAUCAACGGCUUGGCUGCAGAUGGCACAGCCCUGGAAACCCAGACACUGCAGGGACAGAUGUACGAUGAGAGUAAUGCACAGACUAGAGUUGGACAGAGACUGACAGGUGGUGACCAAUAUCCCGGGCGAAUGCAGGAUUUCUACAUUUAUGCAGAGACGCUGACCAACCGAGAGAUUGUUGAGUUGGCCACGGGAUCCUUCCCAGAGGUCCAUGCUCAGUCUGAUUGUCGCUGUCCUGACUCCCAUCCUCGGGUCAACCCCCUGGACGAUAGGUUCUGUCUGAGGAACGGUGACCCUGACACCACCAUUGACAGGCAGUAUCGUCUGCGGUUGGACGCCUACCCUCUGGAGUUUGCCAAUGACGGGGAUGUGGGAAGCAGCUGGGUCUCCACAUUCACCGAUGACAUCAUGCUGUUCGUCGAUCUUGUCAGCGGAGAAUUCCAGGUUUUCUACGUGGUCCUGCAGUUCUACAGCCCCCAGCCCAGGGCGGUCACGAUAUCCCGCCGAGCCAACGACACGGCAGACUGGGAAGUCUGGCAGUACUACGCAGAUAACUGCACCACUGCAUUUGGCAUGCCCAACAAUGGACCCCUGCCGCUGCCCACCUCGAUCAACUGCCUGGAGUUUCCGACGGACCCACCUAUCCCCUACUCCAAGGGGAACAUCACCUUCCAGCUCCUGUCCCCCGAGCCCAUUGCCAGACCAGGCUACAACGAUUUCUACAACACCCCAGCCCUGCUGGAGUUUGUCCGGGCCACCCAGAUCCGGGUCCACCUGCAGAAUCACUACCAUAUCACCAACCGGCGACAUGCGUACUACGGCAUUGAGGAGUUGACCGUCAGUGCAAGAUGUGACUGCAGUGGCCAUGCAAUGGAAUGUGACUUGAGUGUAACACCCUACCAGUGUGUCUGCCUGCAUAACACAAUGGGUGAUCAUUGCGACUCGUGCCUUCCGCUGUACAACGACAAGCCGUUCCGUCACGGUGAUCAGGAGGCUGCCUACGCAUGCAAACCGUGCACCUGCUACAACCACGCCGACAGGUGUGACUACAAUGCCACUGUGGACCCCUUCCCAGAUGACCACUCCAGGGGUGGGGGUGGGGUGUGCAUUGACUGCCAGCAUAACACCGAGGGGCGUCACUGUGACCGGUGCCAGACAGGGUACUACAGGGAGGUCACUGCGCCCCUUGAUUCUCCUGAUGUGUGCAGGCUGUGCGCUUGCUACACCAAUGGCACCAUGGAGGGAUCAGGCGUUUGUGACAUGAUUGGCGGCCAGUGCCCCUGCAAGAACUUCACCACAGGCCGCCAGUGCGACGCCUGCCGACCAGGCUUCUACAACCUCCAGAGCUCCAACCCAUUCGGGUGUGAGGAUUGCGGGUGCCAGACAGCGGGGACUGUUGGGGGAGACUCCACCUGCCAUCAGGAGACGGGGGUUUGCAGAUGCAAGGCCAAUGUUAUUGGUGACAAGUGCGACCGAUGCAACUAUGGCUUCUUCAACCUGAGCAGAGUCAACCCGCUGGGCUGCCAGCCCUGCAGCUGUAACCCCAGCGGGGGCACCAGCCCUUACUGCAAUCCCGUCACGGGUGACUGCCAGUGCAACCCGGGCGUGCACGGCCGUGACUGCGACCAGUGCCUAGACGGGUACUUCAGUCUGGGGCCGGGAGGUUGUCUGCUCUGCGACUGCGAUGAGGCGGGCAGCGUGCCGGGCUCGUUCUGCAACAAGACAACGGGGCAGUGCCUCUGCAAAGCCAAUGUUGAAGGCCAUCGAUGUGACCAGUGCCGUGCCAACUCCUACAACCUGCAGCGCUCCAACCCAGGGGGCUGCAGCGACUGCGCCUGCAACACAGCGGGCACCGUCAAUGCCUCGCUGUCAUGCAACUCCCUGACGGGCACCUGCAACUGCAAGUCGCUGGUCAGGGGCCGCACCUGCAACCAGUGCCGCGGCAACAGCUGGGGGCUGGAGCCCUCCAACCCCAACGGGUGCCUGGCCUGCGCCUGCAACCCCACAGGCACCCAGCACGAUGGCAGUGGGACGCUGCUGGGCUGUGACCAGAACUCUGGCCAGUGCCCCUGCCUGAAUGGGCGGACGGGCCGGCAGUGUGACCGGUGUGCAGUGGGCUAUUUGUCCCCGGAUGUUGGCGGUGGUUGUCUCCCCUGUAACUGUCACCCCCUCGGUUCAGUAUCGAAUGCCUGCAACACUGUGAACGGCCAGUGCCAAUGCAGGGACCCGUCAACGUCGGGGGUGUCGGGACGACAGUGCGACAGCUGUUUGCCGGAAUUCUGGAACUUCGGGGACCUGACAGGAACAUGUCAGCUUUGCAACUGCAAUCCAGCCGGUAGCCUUAACACCACGUGUGAGCCCACUAACGGCCUGUGUGAAUGCAAGGAACUGGUGACUGGCCGACGGUGCGACACGUGCAAGAGUGGUACCAGCAACCUGCAGGCUGGUAACCCGCUGGGCUGCAGCAAAGCCCCAGAGCAGCAGCCGGCCCCCAGCUGGAGUGCCCUGACACCCUUCUCCCUACGACUGGUCUGGGAUCCCCCUGAUGCACCCAACGGCAACAUCCUGGAGUACCGAUUGUACAGGGACGGGGCGUUGGUUUACAGUGGGCUGUAUGGCAACGAUCCCCUCAGCACCCAAGAGUACAACGAUACUGGUCUAGCACCCUACACACAGUAUACCUACUAUGUACAAGCUGUUAACGAAGCAGGCACUGCCUCCAGCCCGCCGAUCACCGCCACCACUCCCGACGCCAUCCCUGCCAACUUUGACGUUCUCACCAUCACCAACGUGGGGGCGCGCACCGCUCAGUUCUCCUGGUCUAAACCAGUCCAGAUCGUGGCCCCGGUCACGCGGUACAUCUUGUCCUCAGUCACGCCCAGCCAGCCGGCCCCACCCACCCAGCACUACAGCGGGGGUGCCACCAGCUACACGGCCAACGAUUUGAUCCCCUUCACCAACUACACGUUCUUUCUGAUGGUGUGCACGGCCAGCGACUGUGGGCGGGGCAUCGGGAAUGUCGCAUACACCCCUAUGGCCCCUCCUGAAGGGGUGCAGGAAGCAAAUGCGGUUGGGGUUAGCACCACAGCAUUCUUUAUCAGUUGGGCACCCCCGACGGAACCAAAUGGCAUCAUCACCCAUUAUGAGCUCUUUAUGCGAGGUUUGCCGGGCCUGGACGGCCUGCGUGACCCGCCCGAGACACGCAUUUUCUUUCCGGCUGGCUACUACAAUCCUAGACCUACCCUAACACCCCUGGAGACGCCCGCAGAGCCCCCGGCCACCAACUUCACCCAGGAUGGGCUGGAGCCCUUCACCGCGUACGAGUUCAAGGUGACGGCCAGGAAUGCCGCCGGGACCGGGGAGAGCAAUUGGGCUCGGGCACGGACUCUGGAAGCAAUGCCCGUGUUCACCCCAGCUCCAUUUGCCUACGGCAUCACCAGCUCCCAAUUGAAUGUCACCUGGCAAGCACCCACAGAGAGACAGGCCCUAGGCUUCAUCGUCCGGUACAACCUCUACCAGAUUGUGCCAUCUCAGGACCCCUUUGCUCCACCGGAGAUCGAGUCGUUGAUUUACACAUCCAAUGGAACCUCCAACUAUUUUGUCGUGAAUGACCUCCAGCCCUACGCUCUCCACGAGUUUGUCGUCGAGGCCUGUAACAGCAUCGGCUGCGUGAAGAGUGACCAAUCAUCCGGACGAACACUUGAAUCAGUUCCCGAAGGUCUCCAACCACCCUCUGUGGACGGCUACAAUUUCUCCACAAUGUCAGUCACCUGGGACCCCCCUCUGCAACAGAAUGGUCCCACCCCAUUGUACACCGCCGUGCGCACCGUAGCAUCUUUCAACUCUCACCCGCCGAGGGUAGAAAAGGGUGCGAGGUUUCCCGGAGGGGCUUACUACUUGUUCCCCAGCUCCACGCUGCCCAGCUCGGCUUACACAGGGAUUGAGUUUGAGUUCCGAGUGGAGCGUCUGACCUCGCCAACCAUGCCCGUCGAUGCCUUGCUCCUCCUAGCCGUAUCACCUGAAGAUCAGGAAGAGAUUGUCGCUAUCCAGCUUCGCAACGGUCGCCCCUGGUUCCUGUUUGACCCCCAGGGUGGGAUUGCAGCCGUGACGCCCACCAACGAUAGGGGUCGGAGGUACGACGAUGGGCAGUGGCACCGUGUGCUUGCCGUGCGCAACGGUGUCAUAGGGACCAUCACAGUGGAUGGGGUGUACACUGGUCAAAGCUCGGCCCCCACUGCGUCCACCAUCAUCGGUGUGACCACUGGUCUCUACGUGGGCGGUCUGCCUCCGGACUUUGUCCUGUCCAGAAUGGACACUGGCAACAGCACCCUGAUCCAGCGAUCGUUCGUCGGCUGCAUGCGCGGCCUGCGGGUGGAGAGGCAGCAUCGCCCUGCCCCGUUGUGGGAGGAUCUAGGGUGGGAGGCAGCAGCGGAGAGCCGCAACACAGUGCCAGGAUGGCAGGGGUGUCCCAUGGAGCGAGCAGAAGGGGUGCACUUCUUGGGAAGAGGGUAUGCUAGUCUGCCAGAGGGGACGGUUACCAGCGGGCCUGCAUUCAUCGUCACCAUGGAGAUGAGAACCCAGCUGAGUUCGGGACUGAUCAUGUUUGGCUACGCUACAAGUGGGGCUUUCUUCCUACUGCAACUUGUUAACGGGGACUUGGAGCUUGUCAUUCGCACAGGUGCGGGCAACCCUGUGACCCUGUCCACCUCGGGGGCCAGCCUCUGUGAUGGCCAGUGGCGCUCGCUCACCUUGGCUCAGAACGGCGGCCAGGUGAGCAUGGGUGUGCUAGGUGGACAGCAGGCCGUGGGGUCAGGGGACAGCACCCCACUGGUCGUCACAUCACAGCUUUUCGUGGGCGGCGUGCCCGAGGACUCGAACGCCAUGGAAUUCGUUCGGGGUGCGGGGCUGACACUGCAGUCAGGUUUUGGUGGAUGCAUGCGUCAGUUGGUGGUUAGCGGACAGAGGCUUGACUUCUCUGUCCGCAGUGUCCAACUGUCCAAUGUGUACUUGGACGGCUGCCCGGCUGAGACCACGACCUCAGGCGCCUGCAUGACACCAAUCACUACCCCAGUGUAUACAGGCCAAGGCACCAGCUUUGGGGAUCACGGACUGCAGACUUACACAGAGUACUUGUAUCGAGUGACUGCCACAAAUAAUGCAGGAUCAACCACCAGCUCAUGGGUGGGAGGCAGAACAAGAGAAGGGCCCCCAACUGGCGUGACCCCGCCCACCGACCCCGUGGCCCUGAGCGGUUACAUCAUCCAGCUGAGCUGGCAGCGUCCUACCGGCAACACCGGUCUCCUGCUGCACUACGUCCUGACGGCUUACGACCAAGAUCGGACAGGGGCAGAGCCUAUCCGGAUGUCCCACAACGACACGGGGCCCUCCGAGUAUACAGGUAAUAUCACGGAUGCGAUCCCGUUCACCAGGUAUGCGGUAACCGUCACAGCCUGCACUGCGGGGGGCUGCACAGAGAGCUCAUCAGUGCCGGUCAUGACACUCCAGGAAGCACCUGAAGGUGUCAAUCCGCCUGAGGCCACAUCCACUACGGCGGACACCAUUGCCCUGGCGUGGCUGGAACCAGACCGACCCAACGGUGUCAUCAUCAGUUACACAUUACGCAUGAACGACCUGGCAGUCUACACUGGCCUGCAGCAGGUGCACACCGAGUCUGGCCUCCAGGUCUACACGGGCUACAGGUUCAGGGUCAGAGCUUGCACUGCCAUUGGCUGCACCGACAGCCCCGAGGUCAGCAUCACCACCGCCCAGCAACCCCCGACUUUUGUUCCCCCGCCCACCUUGCUGGUGAGGGGUCCCACCUCUAUUGAGGCCAGCUGGGUGGAGCCUCCCCAGCUGAAUGGCCGCUUGGAGAGAUACGUGCUCUACCUGUCUGUCCGGCCCGGACAGACUGGCGAAGAGGCCUAUAACUCCACGGUCCUGGUGCGGAGUUACGUCCUCGCUGAGUUGACAGCCGGAUCUACGUAUCUGGUGACCCUCAGUGCCUGCACAGGGGGAGGAUGUACCAACAGUGCACCGGCCACUGCUCGCACUGAGGAGAGCAUUCCGGAAGGUGUACCAGCCCCCUCAGUGACUGUCAUCAGCCCCUAUGAGCUCCUUGUGUCUUGGACUCCACCGGAGAAUCCAAACGGAAUUAUUACCAGGUACACCUUGAUCCAGGAUGGCUCAGCGGUCCUCUCCAAUCUCAGCCUGGCCUACCGGUCCUCGGGCCUGGCCCCCCACAGCCUUCACAUCUUCCGCCUGGAGGCCUGCACCUCCCGCGGUUGCGCCUACGGUCCCGAGACCUCGGCCCGUACCGCCGAAGCGCCGCCCGUGGGGAGCAUCAUGCUGGGCGUGUUUGUGACAGACGCCCGCACCGUGUCAGCACGUUGGACGGCCCCGAAUAAUCCCAACGGAAUCCUGCACUACGAAGUACUUUUCACCGGGAUAUUUUACGUCUCACCUGAGAUGGGAAACUACAACACCAUCUCCCAGACCAGAACCCUGCUCAACACCACCGAUGUCAACGUGCUGGUGGCCAUCAGCGGUCUGAUCCCGGACUCGGCUUACACUGUGCAAGUCCUAGGGUACAACACCAAAGGCAGCCUACUCAGCAACCAGCAGAACGUCCGCAUGCCCAAUGGCAGUCCCGAUGGUGUUUUCCCACCAACACUGGUCACCCUGUCAUCUUCAUCAAUUCGAGCCCAGUGGCAGAGCCCGGCAAGGAACAAUGCUCCUGGCGAUGCCAAGUACCAGCUACAGUUCCGGCCUGUCCUGCAGCCGGGUCUCCAAGAAGACCUGUUUGGCAGUCCCGUCAGCGUGACCAGCUUCACCAAGACUGGCCUGAGUCCGUACACCGAGUAUGAGUUCCGUGUCAUAGCGAGUAACAACUUUGGUGAGACAGAGAGCGACUGGACGGCCGCACUCACAUCAGAGGCUGCACCGGGACCAAUCGACCCUCCCAUGGCAACCAUUGUGGAUGCCUACAACAUGCUGGUCACCUGGGAACAGCCCGAGGAACCCAACGGCGUCAUCACCACGAUCAGACUGUACCAGAACAACCAGCUGAGAGAGAUUCUCCCAGGCAAUGCAACCCAGUUCCUUGCCGAUGGAUUGACACCCUACACCAAUUAUAAUUUCCACGUCGAGAUGUGCAACGGUGCGGGAUGCACCAGCAGUCUGCACUCAAAAACCUACAGGACACCUCAAGCAGUUCCCUCUGGACUGGCAGCACCCACCUUACGCUCUGAGACGCCAACCUCUGUCCUGAUAACCUGGUCCACCCCAGAUGCCCCCAGCGGGGUCUUGACCAGCUACCAGAUCCAGCGUCGGGUCCGGGGUUCUGCCGCCGUCACCACGGUGGUCUCCAUAGGGCCGGCGAGCCCCCUGGUCUACCUGGACCAGUCGCCGGCCGUCACGCCUUACACCGUCUUUGAGUACCGGAUCCGCGUCAGUAACGGCGUCGGGACAUCUUCAAGUCCCUGGCAGACUGUCACCACACUCUCCGCUGCUCCAGGGGGAGUAAACGCACCCACCGUAACCAUCCUCAAUCACGAGUCAGCACUGGUCACGUGGCAGCCACCGGUGCACAGCAACGGUGACCUCAUCAGCUACACCAUCCGGAUGCCACAGCCCCGCGUGUACAUUGGGGACACCAACACCACCAGCAGAGUGGUCAGCGGUCUGGUGCCCUACACCAACUACAUGGUGACCAUCGAGGUGUGCACCAUCGGUGGCUGUACUGAGAGCAGUGCCACACCCGCCCAGACUGACCCUUACAUCCCCGGGGGCCAGGCUCCCCCUAGAGGUGAUGCCAUCACCCAGACCUACAUCUCGGUCAGCUGGGGUCCCCCCACUGGUCCCAACGGGCCCAACAUCAGGUACGAGCUGCACCGGAUGAAGAUCAGGCAACCACUGCAGUCAGGGACCCCUACCGGCAUUGGCUUUUGGCAGCUCAUUUACAGUGGAACGCAAAACUUCUACGCCGAUCUGGGACUGACGACUUACACCACCUACCAGUAUCGGGUCACUGUCUCCAAUGACGUGGGCUCUUUGACUUCUAACUCCAGUGGGGAGGUCACCACGCUGGCCGGUCGGCCAUCUCUCGGUGCUACGCUUUCAGCCGUGGCUCUCGAUCAUGUGACUGUGUCCCUGACAUGGACGACACCUACCCUGCAAGAGUUGAAGGGAAGCGUCGUCAACUAUUUCGUUGAGUAUGGUGCCAGCUCCACCCCGGGGGUUCGAACCCAAGCCACCUACCUGCCAGGCACGAAUAAUGCCACCGUGGGACUGCUCAUGCCCAACACGCUGUACGAGUUCAAAGUGAUCAUCUUCAAUGGUGCUUACAAUGUUUCCAGUAAUUUGGCCUAUGCAGAAACCCAGGAUGGAGCACCUGAAGGUUUUGCCAUUCCAACCAUCACUAUCCUGAGUCCCUCAGCCCUACGAGUCUCCUGGCAGUCUCCAGCCCAGCCCAACGGAGACAUACUCAGGUACAAAGUCUAUCGGGACGACACGGAGGUAGCCAUGCUGCCAGCCACCACCUUCUCUCACAUCCUGUCCGACCUACGGCCCUACACCAUCUACAAGAUACAGGUUGAAGUCUGCACCGUGUACGACUGCCUACUCAGUAACGCCACCUUGACCACCACCCAGGAGGCCCCCCCGACGGGUUUGACUCCUGCUAACCUGAGGGUUCUGGGAUCGUCCGUCAUUGACGUCAGCUGGGCAAGCCCAGCUCAGCCCAACGGCAUCAUCCUGCAGUAUGAGGUGUACCGUAGGGCCUACAAGCCCUGUGACGAAGAGUCAGGCCCAGUUACAGGAUUAGACACCUGCUUCUAUUUGGAGUGCAGUAUCACAGAGAGCGUCUGUGGUGGUCAGUGCUACUCCGGCAAUCAGGUCUGCUGUGCUGGGAGUCUCCACAACCAGCGACCCGCCUACGAGUGCUGCGGCACCAACUACCUCCCGGCCCGCGCCUCGUCCACGGACGUGUGCUGCGGCGGCCAGUUCCACUCUUACCAGGCCAACAGCCAGUGCUGCAGGGGCCAGUACGUCAGCGUGCCGGCCGGCCACAUCUGCUGCUCGGACCCGAACGAGAACAGGGUGGUGGUGGGGGCAGGUGACGCCUGCUGCAGGGGAAUACCCUACGACACCUCAGGACCACAGAUAUGCUGUGCAGGUUCUUUCUAUGACAAGACGCAAGGACUGUGCUGCCAGAUGACUUUUGUACCCUUUACUGAUACUUUCCAAGAUGGCUUCAACAGCCAGUGCUGCGGCACCUCUGUGAUCGGCACGGACCAGGUGUGUUGCCAAGAGAAUGACCUCACCAUGACCUAUAACCCCGAACCCAACAAGGUUUGCUGCGGCGUUGAUUACGUCGACCCAGCCGUCACACUGUGCUGCUCGUCGGAAACUGGCGUCGUCAAGGCGCAUUCUUACCCCACGCCACAAGCCAAGCAGUUGGCCAAUGACCAGUGCUGUGGCGCCGAGAAGAUCAGCCCCUCCCAGGCUUGCUGUAACAGCAUGGGCUACAACCCCCUGACGCACGUAUGUGCAGACAGGGGCACAAACGUGGAGGGGAACUGCGGUGGGGGCACAGUGUGUCCUAUCAGCCAGGCCGCGACUGCCUACUGUAAUAAGUGUGACUUUGACAGGAACACCCGCGUGUGUGCCACAGUUGAUGGUCAGUACAGGCCCUCUCCCCCACCCCCCACUGGCACCACCCCUGGGGAUGGAGGCCUCUGCAUGACUGCCCUGGACAGUGUGGCCGUCACAGGGCCCAACACCUACUCCUAUUUGGAUGAAGAUCUGUUGCCAUACACAACCUAUGAGUACGCCAUCACGGCUCACAAUAGUGUCGGUAGCGCCACCAGCGAGUUCAGCAGCGCUCGGACCAAUGAAGAUAUCCCCAAAGGGGUGGCUCCCCCCGACUGGCGAGUAGGAGUUGGGGUGCUGGAUACGAUCAUUUUGAGCUGGAAGCAGCCAGCUUUCCCAAAUGGUGUCAUCACUACCUACAUCCUGCGGCGCGACAACAUUGAGAUCUACCGCGGCCUGGACACGUCGCUGGAAGACAGCCGCGGCAUCCAGCCAUACCAGCACUAUACCUACGUGCUUGGGGCCUGCACCAGUGUCGGAUGCGCCAACAGCGAGGCAGUGAUUACGGCUACCUUACAAGAUGCACCAGCUAACCUCUUUGAUCCCGCAGUCACCUCACUCGAUGCCAACACCAUCCAGAUCACGUGGCGUGAGCCCGGCAGGCCCAAUGGCGUCAUUCAAGAAUACAGAAUAAGAGAGAGCAAUGCAGCAGACCCAAUCUAUGUGGGGGAUGCAACCGUUUUUGAGUAUGUCCACAGAGGUUUGCAGCCCUACACAAGUUACCAGUACACCCUGGUUGCAUGCACCGCCGCUGGCUGCACGUCUAGCAACCCUGUCAGCAUCACCACGCCGGAGGCACCCCCACAAGGUGUGUCCAGUCCAGUCCAUGUUGUUAUCAGUGCCACCAUGCUUGAGUUGUACUGGUCCCCACCAACCACUCCCAAUGGCAUCAUCACAUCCUACCAGCUCUACCGCUUCAACCAACUCGUCUACUCUGGUGGUAACUCUGGUCUGAUGUUCACCGACACCAACCUCACCCCCAACACCCGCUAUGAGUACACGCUCCGAGCGUCCACAUCUGCUGGCGGUACAAACAGCUCUGUCUAUGCCUGCCAGACUCCCGAGAGCUCUCCCGAAGGAAUCCCGACCCCUAGUCUCACCGUGCUGAGCUCUUCUUCCAUCAGGGCUACCUGGCAAGCACCGGUCACCCCCAAUGGAGUCAUCCGACGCUACGGCGCGGUCAUACUCAGUGGUACUCCGGAGCAGAGACCAUAUUUCAGUGGUUUAGCUACAUCCCUAGUCAUCAGUAACUUGACCCCCUUCAGGCUUUACGACAUCCGAGUUGAGGCGUGCAACGACGGUGGGUGUGGACACGGACCCAAGGCAUUUGCCCGCACCUUUGAGGCCCCACCCCAGGGGCAGGGACCACCGACGCUAGUCGCAAGUGGAGCCACCGUCGUGGAGGUGUCCUGGGACCCUCCCACGUACCCCAACGGCAACAUCACCAGGUACAUGGUGCACCGACGGCAAUACGGUACCAAUCAGCUCUACUUGGUUUACCAAGGCGGGGCAUCUCAGACAAGCUUCGUCAAUGCGGGAGGUGGACUCUCCCCAUUCACUUUGUUUGAGUACAGAGUCACCGUGUACAACUCAGAAGGGAUGGACGAGGGCCCCUGGGCCAAUGUACGCACCUUGGAGGCCCCUCCACAAGGAGUAGCCCAGCCAGAGCUCGUGGCCAUCAGCUCCUAUGCCAUCCAGGCCAGCUGGGGGUUGACUGCCUUCCCCAACGGACUCAUCACAGCCUACAGACUGGAGUACCAGGAGAUAUCCAACGAUCCCACCCUACCCAACCCAGUUGUUCCUGCCGCGACUGUCGAGGGGAGUCUCUUCCAGACCACCUUCUACGGCCUGUCACCAUUCACGUCCUACCAGGUGCGCAUCGUCGCCAUCAAUGGGGCUGGUGAGACAGCCGGGCCAUGGGGUCAAGUUACAACCCAGGAAGGAGUACCGGCAGAGAUUGGGCAGUUCACGGUGGUACAACAGUCGGACGGCCGGUCACUGGUGCUGCGCUGGCCAGAGCCUGGACAACCCAACGGACACAUCCGCGAGUACCGCAUCUAUGAAGAUGUUUACCUGAUCACGCCCAUCUACAUCGGACUGACACGGGAGUACCUAUUCCGACGCUUGGAGCCGUACACAGAAUACGUCGUCGUCUUGGAGGCCUGCACGAGUAUCGGUUGUGGGAGGGGGGAGCCACAGAGUGUUGUAACAGCCGAGGUGGCUCCUGAAAAUCAAGCUCCGCCCACUCUGGGGGAAGUCACUUCUACAUCGGUGCAGCUAAUCUGGAGCCCGCCAGUCAGUGCCAAUGGUAGAAUUUUGCGGUAUGACAUUGUGCGACGUACAGCAACGUCCAGCAGGCGUAGACGUGACACAGAUUCCAGCCUGUUCACUGACACGCGGGUUGUCCACCAGGAAUACAACACCCAAGCCACGCAGUACAACUUCACCGACUUCUCCCUUCAGCCACACAAGCUCUACGAGUAUCGCGUCAUGGUGGUGAACUCCAUCGGCCAAGCCCAAAGUCCCUGGGUGUCGGUCCGGACUGAACAGGCUCCCCCAGUGGGUCUGUUAUCCCCCGUGGUCUCACACGUGGCGAACGACCCCACCACCUUGCAGAUCCAGUGGUCCGCACCCUCUCAGGCCAACGGGGUCCUCACAAGGUACUUGCUGAGAAGGAACGAAAGUGCCCCGUUCAGCUUUGAGACACCAUUCAGUUUUGAGCACACAGACCAAGGCUUGGUUGCCUACACGGUGUAUGCUUACACCAUCACAGCAUGCACAGAUGGGGGCUGCACCGAGAGUGAUCCCACGUAUGUACGGACUCUGGAAACAGCUCCAGGUAAUGUAGCCCCUCCAGUGGCUGCCCCUAUCAGCUCCUCAUCCAUCCACGUCAGCUGGACGAGCCCAUCUCUGGAUGCUGGUGAGAUCAUACGCUACGAGUUGAAAAUAGAUGGGGCUGUGACGUACUCUGGUUCCGGUCUGGAGCAUACUGCCACGGCACUGAUUCCGUAUCGGGAGUACUCUUUCACAGUUGCUGCCUGCACGAUUGGGGGUUGCACCGAGAGCCUGCCGACACUGAGCAGACCCUUUGAAGCCCCACCUGUUGGUAUGAACUCGCCCGUCUUGCGAGCCCUGAGUGCCAUUGCCGUCGAGGCAUCUUGGACUGAGCCAGACAUGCCCAAUGGCUUAAUCCUUCGUUACGAGCUGCGCAGGGACGGGAAACUGGUGUACGACGGUGCAGCCAUGAGGUUCCAGGACUUUGGUGACGGGGGUCGCGGAUUGACUCCGGGACAGGAGUACUCUUACGUGGUGACGGCUUUCAACAGCCAGGGGCAAGCCAUCAGUGACCCAGCCACCGUCCUGACCUCGUCUUCCUCACCAGCUGGUCUAAACUCUCCUGAGCUCACAGUUCUCACCUCCUCAUCGAUCCGAGCAACUUGGUUACCCCCGAUCUACCCAAAUGGAGAGAUCCAGAACUACACCCUGUACGUGGAAGGUAACAUCAUUUACUCCGGGAAGCAGUUCAGCUUUGACGUCCAAAACCUUGAUUUCUUCACCGAGUACGAGUUCCGCAUUGGGGCCUGCACCUCCACCGGGUGUGCCCUGAGUGACCGCGCCCAUGCCCGCACCUUGGAAAAUGCCCCCACCAGCCAGCUGGCCCCAACCCUCACGCCCCUCACCGACAACCUGGGCGUGGCCAGCGGUGUGUUGGCCGAGUGGGGCCUACCGCAGAAUCCUAAUGGCCGGAUCCUUGACUACAAGCUGUACCGCCGGCGAUUCUACCGGCAGACCAACACCCGCGAUGACCCAUUGUUGAUUUACGAGGGUCCCAACACCAGGUACACGGAUGGGGAUUCCACGCUGAUUCCAGACAAGACAUACGAGUACAUGGUGACCUCCAGGAACUCGGUGGGAGAGACGUCAAGCUCUUGGGCAGUGGUUAGAAUGCUGGAAGCUCCCCCAGAUGGCUUACAACCACCCCAGUUAACGGAUGUUGGAGCCACCAGCCUGACUGUCAACAUUCUUGCUCCCAGUCAGCCCAAUGGCGAUAUCUUGAGUUACACCAUCAUCAGGAAUGGAACAGAGCUGAUCAUCACCACACUGACCAGCUAUCCCGACGGCCAGCUCCAGCCCUACACCGUCUAUGCCUACUCAGUCAAGGCCUGCACGGCUGGGGGAUGCACCACCAGUGAGCAGGCCACCAUACAGACCAGCCAGGCCUUGCCCAGUGGCCUUGCCCCACCCACGGUCAGUGAAGUGGGCACGACGUGGGCCCACGUGGGUUGGGCGCUGCCCGCUGAGACCAACGGGAUCAUUGUAAGAUACGAGCUUCACAUGAGGGCGUCGUGCCCACCUACUAGCCAGCCCUUCACCCAGACCUGCACAGAAGCAGGGUACCAGACCCUAGACAAGGCCCUGCUGCUGUCUCACAAUGCCACAGGGCUGCAGCCCUACACCAACUAUGAGUUCAUGGUGAAGGCGUACAACACGGAGGGACCGGUGCAGUCGCCGCCGACCGUGCAGGCUACCCUCGGCGCAGCUCCAGAAUACAUUCCUGAAAUCAAGCCAGCCAUCUUGACCAAUGCCACCAGCAUGCUGAUUAGCGUCAGCUGGGUGGGUAGCUUCCGACUCAACAGCAUGCUGACAGAGUACCAGCUGACGGAGAAUGGGGACGUGGUGUACAGCGGCACUGCCACUGGUGUCAAGCGACCGCUCAAAGCACAGAAAUACGAGUGGACGGUGAUGUGUAGGACCACCGUAGGAUCUGUGUCCUACCCAACCAUUAUCUAUCAACCUCCAGAUUCCCCUGGCGCGACCCAAGAGCCCCUGGUGGCAUGGUACACCUCGCCCUGGUUCAUCGCUCUCAUAGUCCUGGUAGGCGUGGUCAUCCUCUUCAUCCUGAUUGGGGUCCUUCUGAGCCGGACGGGCCCACUCAAGCCCUAUGAGAGGGAGCGCCGGCCCCUGCCCCCACGGCAGAGGCGCGGCAACUUCACCUUCAACACCUGCGGCAAGUUCUCGGAGACGGAGAGCAUCCUGGACCCCAUCCCACAGGCCAUCAGCCGCUCGGCCAGCAUGCACAGUCUGCGCAAUGCCUACACCAACCCCACCUUCCUGGACCCCGGUACCCAACCGGCCAGCUACAGCCGCGGCACCACCCCGGAGAAGCUCAAGCAGCUGGACGACUCGGUGUGGGACAGCCGGGUCCUGCUGCCCAAGCCUGACAGUGGCAUGGUUAGUAUGACCGAUGGUUUCGAGGAGGACACAAUGACACACAUCAGCCAGCCAUACAGCUACACCAAGGAACAGACCAUGUUUACCGACACGCAUCUAUGAGCGAGGUUGGACUCUCCAGGUUUGAGGACUCUGAGAACUAGAUGAAACUGGCAGUGAUAGAUGCGGCAAAACUUCAUUGUCAUGAAGUGAAUGAUUCCUGUCACUGCUGUGAGGACUUUACGUAAAAUCUUAUGCAUUGCCUUCAGCAGAUUUAUGCUCUUUUUAUUAAAUGAAAGUCAGGUUUCUGAAUGCCUUCACAGUGACUAUUUUUUAUGGUCUUAAUUCUGUUUUGUAAAUGUUUUUGUACAUUUCUGUGCUGGCAUUAUCUCUAUUUUUAAUGCAUUUUUAAGAUGAAUUAUCACUCGAGGAAUGGGAUACAAACUCUCAGCAAUAGUAACAAUAAUAGGGCAUUUGUACGGUGCCUUAUUUAAAACGUCUCAAAGUGCCUCACUAAAAAGCUAUAAAACUUAAGUAAUAAGGAUUCCUAGAACCAACUACUGUAUCAAAAUACGUAUAAUGUAACACGGACCAACACGUCAAGAGCAGUAGAAGAACAUAAGCAUUGGUCAAAAGUAAAUAAAACUAGAAAGUAAGUACAAAAGGGAGGCUAGAGUCAGUUCAGGCUCAGGAACUACUAGCAGCAACUGCAAGUCAAAAUGGAAGACUUACACACCAAGUGACAAAAUACGACUGGAUUUAUAAAACAGACCAUGGACUGUGGGAGGCACUCGAAAAUACAUGACAUAAAGUGGCUAACUUAAUUGGACAAAAAGUGUCUUAAAGACAGAUUUACAUCUGUCCGGUGAUUCUGCUAGACAGAGCUCAGUUGGCAGGUAAUUCCAUUCACGUGAAAGAACCGAAUUCUUGUUGGUUAUGUGGUGUUGGCAUUUCAGAUUUUUAUAUAAGAAGUUUAAUGCAUAACUUUUAAUACGGCAGUCUCCUGUACUUAAAUUGUUUAGUUUUAAAACAUACUACAAAUCAUGGGGUCUUUCAAAACACUUUAUAGCGCGAUUUGUUUCAGGAUCUUUGUUGCUGCUUGUAACAUGCUUGUAAAAUACAGCUGUUUUGUACUAAUCAUGCUUGAUGAUGCCUUCAUUUGUAAGUGGAUGCUUAUAUGUCUGAGUGUGUACUUAUUUUACGUUUAAGCAGGAGGUGGAAAGAAUUCAUAAAAAUCUUGCACUAUUCAGACGUUUUGCUUUUUCAUCAUGUAUUUAGAAAAGAGAAGAAAUCCACAUAUACCCAAGUAUCAUACCUUUAUGAUAACACAGUUUAUUUCCCACCAAAUUAUGAAUUCACAGUUUAGGAUGUUUCCAAUUCAACAGAAAUCCCAAACGAAAUGAAACUUCUGACCUACCUAGGGUCUACGAAGUCCACCUGUAGAUUUGCUUUGGGAGAAUGUGUAUGGACCAAAUGUACGUAUACAUCAUGCCCCAUUUUUGAGUUUAGUAGUUUAUGAAUUUUGUCAAAUAUCACCCUGUUUUAACACUCCUUGAGAGCAUUGGAAUAUGUCUUGCCAGGUUUAAUACAAGUAACACACAAAUUGCAAUUGAGCAUGUAUUUUACCAGCAAUAUGUAACCUUUGCUAGAGCCCAGGUAUUCAACAGAAUAUUUAUUAAAAAUCUUUUUUCUUUUUCAAAAUUCCUUCCUUGAGAGAAUCACAUUAAAUAAACAUCUACCAGUUAAGUGGUCGUUUGUCAACAAAAUAUUGGCUUACUUUAUUACCAUGAAUUAAAAAUGGUAUUCCUCACGAAAUAGCAGUUUGUUUGGGAGAAGGAAAUUAAACUGGGUCCAGCCUGCAUUUAUUAGACUUGCAAUUGAAACUCAGAAUUAUAAUUGAAACUGUGAUUUCUCGUUUUUUUGUGUGCUCUGGCGCAACCUGUGUGAUUGUAUGUACUUGAAUGAAAAGAGAAUAAAACAAAGAAUCCUUUCAAACCAAAA